CGUCGCACCAUCUGUGACGUCACCGGAAGCCAGCCACUCUGCUAUAAAUUCAUUUCCGUGUCCUUCCGGGGUCCUUUCCUGUCUACGGCCUAUUGGAAGAUGGCGGUGCAAAUCUCCAAGAAGAGGAAGUUCGUCGCAGACGGUAUCUUCAAGGCCGAGCUGAACGAGUUCCUGACUCGUGAGCUUGCUGAGGAUGGUUAUUCCGGCGUGGAGGUGCGCGUGACUCCCACCAGGACCGAGAUCAUCAUCCUGGCCACAAGGACCCAGAAUGUGCUGGGAGAGAAGGGCCGCCGGAUCAGAGAGCUGACCGCUGUGGUCCAGAAGAGGUUCGGCUUCCCUGAGGGCAGCGUGGAGCUGUAUGCUGAGAAGGUGGCCACCCGUGGGCUGUGUGCCAUCGCCCAGGCCGAGUCUCUGCGCUACAAGCUGCUGGGAGGCCUGGCUGUCCGCAGCGGUAAGAUCGGCCCCAAGAAGCCCCUCCCAGACCACGUCAGCAUCGUGGAGCCCAAAGAGGAGAACCUGCCCACCACGCCCAUCUCCGAGCAGAAGGGGGCCAAGCCAGAGGUGCCCGUCAUGCCCCAGGGGGCCCCCAGCGGCGCCAAGGGCUGCGAGGUCGUGGUGUCCGGAAAGCUGAGGGGUCAAAGGGCAAAGUCCAUGAAGUUCGUGGACGGCCUGAUGAUCCACAGCGGGGACCCCGUCAACUACUACGUCGACACCGCCGUGCGCCACGUCCUGCUGAGGCAGGGUCCACGUUCUGUGGUUCUGCCCCAGUUCCUCAGAGCCCGGAGGCCUUUCCUCUGA
Molecule: messenger RNA, 798 nt
Organism: Menidia menidia (Atlantic silverside)
Lineage: Eukaryota; Metazoa; Chordata; Actinopteri; Atheriniformes; Atherinopsidae
Source: the annotation of a GenBank genome assembly